Messenger RNA from Culicoides brevitarsis, 1386 nucleotides. Its product is annotated as zinc finger protein 391-like. Gene Ontology annotation, biological process: regulation of gene expression. Gene Ontology annotation, cellular component: nucleus. Bases 1 to 1386 code for a protein of 461 amino acids. NCBI's taxonomy places the organism in Eukaryota, Metazoa, Arthropoda, Insecta, Diptera, Ceratopogonidae. The transcript has 6 exons. The record is from RefSeq and is a predicted model, not a curated record.
AUGGAGGAAAAUUCGAGUGAAAAAUCCAAAUCAGUGCCCACGAACUUCAGUAUUGAACGGAUUCUCCUCAAAUCCGACAAUGAAACUGUUAACAAAGCAAAGCCUUUGAACAAAGUGACACCAAAUCCGUGGCUUUCCAUUACGCCGCCCAUGUCUUUCAAGCCAAAAGUGAUUCAGCAAUCAGCUUCGACUUCCUCAAUGAGAGUUAUUCCUUCAGCAUCGUCCUCGUCGUCAUCUGCAGCAAUUUUAAGUCCGUCAUCGCCGUCGCCGCCGCAACUUCAAACACCUCUUUUCCCCAUAAAUCCGCUUUAUACGUCGUUUUUGCAACAAUUUCCCGCAGCUUCGUCCUUCUUUCAUCAUGCCGAUCUCUAUCGCGACAAAUUGCUGCCAAGUUUGGCGACAAAUAAUAAUUUAAUUGCUGUGAAUAAUUACAAUUAUUUCUUCGAGAAUCAUUUUAAGCAAGUGCAAAAUUUGACGGCGAAUUUGUCGAGUAAAGUGUAUCAUCGAUCGCCAAGCGGAUCGCCGUUACUGAGUCCUUCGGCGAUGACUUUGAUGAACAAUAAUAAUAACGAAAGUAGUGAAAUUAGUGCUAAAAAGAUGUUUUUGAUGCAACAUAAUGAUGGGAAUAGUAAUGGAAGUGCUUGCAGUAGUUUGGUUGGCGAAGUUGGAAAUAAUUUGGAUGAUGAGGGACUCAAAUGCGGGAUUUGCAAUAAAAUGUUUGGAUGUGCGGAAACGUUGGAGGCUCAUGAAAAGUCUCAUCGGAGUCCCAGAUACGAAUGUGAUGAAUGCGGAAAAGGAUUCUCUCAACUGCGAAAUUUCAAAUAUCAUGUCUCCGUUCAUCGAGGCACGAAAGAAUUUGCCGCUAAAUGUCCCGAAUGUGGAAAAAUUUUCAACGAUAAAGGAUAUUUGAGUAGUCACAUGAAAAUUCAUCGUAACAAAAAGGAGUACAAAUGCCCACAUUGUGUGAAGUCUUUCAACCAAAGAGUAGCUUUUAACAUGCAUAUUCGAAUUCACACAGGCGUGAAACCUCACAAAUGUGAUCAAUGCAACAAAAGAUUUUCCCGAAAAAUGUUGCUGAAACAGCAUUCAAGGACGCAUUCUGGCGAAAAACCUUAUCAAUGCACAGUUUGUGGCAAAACGUUCGCUGAUCGCAGUAAUAUGACACUCCAUCAUCGUUUACAUUCGGGCGUUAAACCAUUUGCAUGUCCAAUUUGUCCGAAAGCUUUCACGAAAAAGCAUCAUUUGAAGACUCACAUUAAUUAUCACACAGGAUACAAACCGUACAAAUGCCCCCAUGAAAAUUGUGGGCAAACGUUUACGCAGAGCAGCAAUAUGAGAACUCAUGCGAAAAAAUGUCAGUUCAAAAAGCCUGAAGACGUAGUUUAA